Messenger RNA from Periophthalmus magnuspinnatus, 2167 nucleotides. It is a transcript of the gene slc1a7a, whose product is annotated as solute carrier family 1 member 7a. The transcript is spliced from 11 exons. Gene Ontology annotation, biological process: L-glutamate transmembrane transport. Lineage: Eukaryota; Metazoa; Chordata; Actinopteri; Gobiiformes; Gobiidae. Bases 35 to 1777 code for a protein of 580 amino acids. The record is from RefSeq and is a predicted model, not a curated record. Gene Ontology annotation, cellular component: plasma membrane. Gene Ontology annotation, molecular function: glutamate:sodium symporter activity; neutral L-amino acid transmembrane transporter activity; L-glutamate transmembrane transporter activity.
GGACAGGCGGAGGCGGGAGAGGAGGUUGGAGAGGAUGGCAGUGGCUUUGGAUGAAGUUUGGGGCAGGGUGAAGAAUGUGUGCAAGCAGAACGGGCUGCUCAUCCUGUCCGUGCUGGCCGUGGUCAUCGGCUGCCUGCUGGGAUUCUUCCUCAGAGGCAAGCAGCUAUCAGAGCAGGAGGUGAAGUACUUUCAGUUUCCCGGAGAGCUGUUGAUGCGCAUGUUAAAAAUGUUGAUUCUGCCUCUGGUUGUAUCAAGUUUGAUGUCCGGCCUUGCUGCUCUGGAUGCCAAAUGCUCCAGCCGUUUGGGUAUCAUGACCAUCUCCUACUACUUGUGGACCACAUUUGUGGCGGUGGUGGUGGGCAUUGUCAUGGUGUACAUCAUUCAUCCUGGGGGAGCUGCUCAGAAGGAGGACUCAGAGGAAAGCAAGAAGCCCAUGACCAGCUCAGCGGACGCCCUGCUUGACCUUAUCCGCAACAUGUUUCCUGCCAAUUUGGUCCAAGCUACUUUCCAGCAGUAUCGGACUCAGAGAGUACCGGAGCUCAUCCCUAAACCUACUGUGGCUCAGCUGUUGGAUGAGACCACCACACGUCGUAUUUACAUUUAUGGCAUCCAGGACGACAACGGCACUGACGUCCAAAACUUCUCCCUGGACCUCACGCCUCCUCCGGAUGUCAUCAUGAAAACCUCCCCGGGGACCAGUGAAGGCAUGAACGUCCUGGGAAUAGUCAUUUUCUCUGCUACAAUGGGUAUAAUGCUUGGGAGAAUGGGGCCCAAUGGAAGUGCCCUUGUCAACUUUUGCCAGAGUUUAAAUGAGGCAGUGCUCAAGAUCGUUGCCAUUGUCAUCUGGUAUUUUCCUUUUGGGAUUGUCUUCCUUGUGGCUGGUAAAAUCCUGGAGAUGGAUGAUCCCUCUGCCAUGGGGAAGAAGCUGGGGUUUUAUGCCAUCACCGUGGUCAUGGGUCUGAUACUCCACGGGAUGUUCAUCUUGCCUGCCAUGUACUUCUUCAUCACCAAGAAGAGCCCCAUAGUUUAUAUUAGAGGCAUCCUACAAGCCCUGCUCAUAUCAUUGGCCACAUCUUCAAGCUCUGCCACUCUGCCUAUCACCUUUAAGUGCCUCUUGGAGAACAACCACAUCGACAGACGCAUCAUCCGCUUCGUGCUUCCUGUGGGAGCCACCAUCAACAUGGACGGCACAGCAUUGUACGAAGCUGUCGCCGCCAUUUUUAUUGCCCAAGUCAACAACUACGAGCUCGACUUCGGACAGAUCAUCACAAUAAGCAUUACUGCCACAGCGGCCAGUAUAGGUGCGGCAGGGAUCCCUCAAGCCGGACUUGUUACCAUGGUGAUCGUGUUGACUUCCGUGGGCCUACCGACGGAUGACAUUACUCUCAUAAUUGCUGUUGAUUGGGCUUUAGAUCGAUUUCGGACCAUGGUGAAUGUGAUGGGCGACGCUUUGGCUACAGGCAUCAUGGCUCACAUCUGCAGGAAGGACUUUGUCAAAGAAGGAGAGCAGGUGCCUCUGAUCUGUGAGACCAAACCCAUGAUAAGCAUCCAGCAAAUGAUGAACUACCAGAACCAGAAAAAUGGCUGCUACCAACCUCCACCUUCGGGCAGCAAGCACGACCACCUGUCCCCAGACGUAGCUCGCCUCAUCCAGCUAGAGGAGGGCAUCCGACCGGUGGAGAAGAAGAAGCACGCCCACUCCUCCCACCACAAGAGAGAGCACAGGGACAAGGACCACUGCUCUAUCGACAUGAAUGGACUGGAGACAAAUGUAUAGAAAUCUAUCAAAAAUAUUUAACAUUUAAUAUGUCACAGAUGCCCUGUCAGAGCAUAUGGGACAUCCACAAGGUCAACAGAGGAGCUACAUGGACACUUCCUCCAGCGAUGACUGAAGAAGGCUAAUUGUGGAUGACAGCAUAUAAAGACAUUCAUAACUAUUAAAGAUCUAUUUGCAUGUUACCGUUUGUGUGUGUAUAUAAUUUAUUUGUAAUAAUGUAUGUUAUAUGGUAAGGUGGUGGCAGUGUACAGGACUGGCUAUUGAAGAAAUAACAAUAUUCAUGUCUGAUUUACCACUGGAGUACACAAAGGACCAAAUAGCCUACUUCUACUUAUAAUGAAAGGAAUCUGUCAUGCAUAUUUCUUUUUAUUCACUUUUAUUUUUAGCAGU